AUGAGUCAAUCCAAUUCGGUCGAGAUGCACGAAAGUGCAGAUACGAAACCCUCGAUUGAGGAUACUAAAGAAGAUACGCAAACCAAUAUCUCUCCCAUCCAGGAAUCCUCCGAUGUGGAAAAUACGCCUGGUCGGGGUUAUUCCCGAGUGUCUAUGGUUUUCAUGGUGAUCUUCAGCGGUCUUGCUAUUGGAUCCGACGGCUUCAAUGCCUCCAUUAUCGGCAAUUUGGAACUAAUCAUGGGUGUCAUAUACCCCGAAUCACUCACAACGGCAGUGGCCGCACGACUCUCGAACGCGUUCAUGGUCGGCAUGAUCAUCGGAAUGUUAUCCUUCGGCUAUAUCUCGGACAAAUUGGGACGAAAGACCGGUGCGGUCCUUACCACUAUACUUCUGGUCUUGGGAAUUGCCCUCAGUGCUGGUGCGAGUGGUAUUACAGAGAAUGGCAUGUUCUGGAUGCUGAUCAUUGCUCGUGGUGUUGCGGGUGUUGGCGCGGGAGGAGAGUACCCCGUUGCUGGCGCUGGCGCAGCUGAGGCCACGGACGAGGCACCGGGUAUGCGCAAGCGAAGAGGCUUCAUCUUUGCCAUGAUUGGUGAUUUGUCUGCGUCUCUUGGAUUCGCUUUCGGUGCGCUCGUUCCACUGAUUCUUUUGUUGUGUUUCCAUCAACAAGUGAGGCAUUAUGAGGCUGUUUGGCGUAUCUCACUGGCCAUGGGUGCCAUUCCGCCCUUGUCGAUCUUUUGGUUCCGAUACAAAAUGGUGAUGAGCUCGGCUUAUCGCAAAAGCUCUAUGAAGAAGCAGCGAAUUCCAUACUGGCUAGUACUUAAGAAGUACUGGCGGCCUUUGCUUGGAGUGUGUGGCUCUUGGUUUAUCUACAACUACAUCUCAUAUCCGUUUGGACUAUUUUCAUCGACCAUUGUUGGGCGCGUCAAUCCAACCUCUUCUCUUGCACUAACAAUGGCAUGGGGAACGCUCAUCAAUUGCUUUUAUAUCCCCGGUGCCUUCAUCGGCGGUCUUCUGUCUGAUAAAAUCGGUCGCCGUCGGACUAUGGCCCUAGGUUUCGGGCUUCAGGCUAUGUUGGGAUUCAUUCUUGGAGGUGCACUUGGCCCAAUCCAAACCAAGCUUCCUUUAUUCAUUGUGCUUUACGGAAUCUUUUUGACUCUGGGUGAGGUCGGUCCUGGAUCUACGAUUGUUCUCACUGCCAGUGAAAGCUUUCCAACUGCAGUCCGCGGUCACGGAGUUGGUCUGGCUGCAGCCUGGAGUAAAGCCGGAGCGGCAAUUGGGACUCAAGUCUUCAAGCCGAUUUUGGCUAGCUGGGGCGACGACAGUGUUCACGGCACCCAGGCUGUGUUUUUGAUUGGAUCUGGGUUCGCUGUUCUCGGAUCAUUGCUGGCCUGGUUUGUUCUUCAGGACAGUGAUACUAUUUUGGAUCAUGGAGAUCAGGAGUGGAAGGACUACUUGGUUGCUCACGGAUAUAGCCACAUCGAAUGGGGCGCGGAAGGGCAAGCUCACACGCCGACGGAUAGCAAAGUUGUAGACUAG
Penicillium brevicompactum is the source of this 1536-nucleotide messenger RNA. RefSeq lists its product as uncharacterized. The coding region runs from base 1 to 1536 and encodes 511 amino acids. The record is from RefSeq and is a predicted model, not a curated record. NCBI's taxonomy places the organism in Eukaryota, Fungi, Ascomycota, Eurotiomycetes, Eurotiales, Aspergillaceae. Gene Ontology annotation, biological process: carboxylic acid transport; transmembrane transport. The transcript is spliced from 3 exons. Gene Ontology annotation, molecular function: carboxylic acid transmembrane transporter activity. Gene Ontology annotation, cellular component: plasma membrane.